Lodderomyces pseudojiufengensis is the source of this 1863-nucleotide messenger RNA. RefSeq lists its product as uncharacterized. NCBI's taxonomy places the organism in Eukaryota, Fungi, Ascomycota, Pichiomycetes, Serinales, Debaryomycetaceae. The transcript has a single exon. Bases 1 to 1863 code for a protein of 620 amino acids. The record is from RefSeq and is a predicted model, not a curated record. Gene Ontology annotation, molecular function: protein binding.
AUGGAAAUAUUUCUUAAAUUACCCAAAGAAAUAUUAUCACUAAUUUUCAGUAAUAUCAAGGAUAAAUCUAUAAUCAAAAGCUUACUAUAUAUUCCAGGUUUACAACAAAUUGCAUUAGAACGAAAGUAUUCAAAAUAUGAAAUAAAUGAUGAUCAUAACAAUUCAGUUGAAUCAUUAAUAGAGCUUUUUCAAUUGUUUAAAUUUAUACCUUCAAUAAUAAUUGGGAAUGUAAAACAAAUCAAUCAACUAUUAAAAGAACCAAGUUUCAAAUUAGUCAAUUAUGAGGUUAAAAUCUUGAAAUGUACUACAUUUAUUGAUCUUGUCUCAAUUUUGGAUAGAGCUUAUAUUGUGGGUGUACAUUUGGAUCAAUAUUUAACUAUUUUUGCUGCAAGUUUCAAAAAAGUAGAAGUUGGAUUAUUUUCAAGUUUUGUUGAACAAACCUACUUACAAUCAUUGACAACAUCUUAUUGCGAUAUAUUUCCAAUUCGAUUUCCAACAUCUUUGAAGGAGCUAACGUUAUAUGAAGGCUUUAACAUUAAAUUGAAUAUAAGUGAUUUACAUCAUCUCGAGUCAUUUAACUGCAAGAAUCUCUCCGCCAUGAGUUCCUUAAAUAAUAUUAAGCUUCCAUCAUCCAUCAUAAAUUUAAGACUCUAUUCUUGUGAUUUUGAAAGUUUAGGUGACUUAUUCAAGUACAAGAAUCUAAAUUUGCUUCAUAUUGCUUGCUGUCAUGAACUUUAUGACUUAGGUAACACCUUAUUCCCCAUUUCAUUAAAAACUUUGAGUUUCAUCAACAAUUUUCAUCCCAACAGAAUAGAAAACUUAUCUAACGAUGUACAAAUUAGUAUUUCAGAAAUAGCCCUGCGGAUUCGUAUCGAUGCUGAGUUUCGCUUCCCUCAAAAUUUGAAGAGUUUGAAAAUUUUCGAUACUAUGCAGACCCUAGAAAUAGGAAAAAUUGAAAUUGGGAAGACACUUGAUGUUUUGGAAUUAGAUGGUAUUACACAUCUUGAGUUAGACCUGGUUUCAAUCAGCUUACCAAAUCAAAUGUCCGAAAUCAUCAUUACGAAUUGCGAGAUUGUAGCUGAAGAUCUUUUUUUUCCUGAGCUGGAGCGGAUUAAGUUUUCAAAUAAUGACGUAUGGUUGGGCUUAUUCAAGUCAAACUUGGAUCAAUUGAAAUCUUUAAAAGUAUUGGAAAUGUCAGACAAUUAUUGCUCAAAAUUUGCCGGUGACUUGGAGCUAUUUGAUCCAUUGGAAACUUUAACUAAUGUAAAUGAAAAUGUACGUUUCAAUACACCCAAUUUGCAAAGCUUAAUUUUGAAAAACAAAAGGCCAAUGUCCUAUGAACCUGAUGAUGCUCUUCAAGUUUCAUUUGAAUGUAAAGACUUGACUAAAUUGACAAUGAUAAACCUAGGUGUCGAAUCAUUGAAUUUUGAUCAUUUUCCCAGUUCAUUACUAGAAUUGAUCAUCAAUAAUUUGAAAUUAGAAACCAUGCACGGAAACUUUUCCAAAUUAAGUAACUUAAGGAAAUUGGAUUUACAAAAUAAUCAAGUAACGUUCUCAAUGUUGGCUUCUCAAAAAUUCCCAUCAAGUUUAACUCAUUUGAAUUUAUCAAACAAUAAAAUUGAAGAUUUAAGUUGUUUAGUUUUAGAUAAUUGUACUAAUUUGAAAGAUUUAAAAUUAAGCGAGGUAACUUCAGAACGUACACCAGAAGGUACGACUCAAUUAAGGAAUUUAUUGUUUUAUGUUGAUACCAAUAUUAAUGCAAUUUUAACAAACUAUGAUUCAGAAGUUAUUUUUGAAAUUGUUAAUGGAGUUGAAAAAAAUUCGAUUUUAAAGUCUAUCUAUAAAAAAAGAAGAAUUUGUUAG